Molecule: messenger RNA, 3846 nt
Organism: Acaromyces ingoldii
Lineage: Eukaryota; Fungi; Basidiomycota; Exobasidiomycetes; Exobasidiales; Cryptobasidiaceae
Exons: 2
Coding region: 119-3517 (1132 amino acids)
Cellular component (GO): membrane
Molecular function (GO): calcium ion binding
Source: RefSeq, a predicted model, not a curated record
CCCUCAUCUCCCACAGGCUUGGCCAGCUGACCGACUCAACUCACACUCCUUUCUCACCCCGGAUCGAACAACACUCGUUUUCUUCUACGGUUUUCUCGUUUCUCACCCCUCUCUCGCGAUGGUCGGCCUUCGUCGGAGGCUCGCGCAGGCCGGUGCAGCCACCCUCUGCGUCCUCGUUGGCUCCUCGCUGGCCACCGUGUCCAAGGGACUCUCGCUGCGGUCCCAGCUGCCCGACAUCGCGCAUGUAGGUGUUCCAUACACCUGGACUUUUUCGCCCGACACGUUUCACUCCACGGGCCAGGCCGUCGUCAACCUGUCGGCAGACGGCCUGCCGGACUGGGCCACGUUUGACGCGAGCCAGCGCACCUUCUCGGGCAACCCCACGGCCGACAAUGACGGUGGAGACAGGAUCACCGUGAGGGCGACGCAGGACGGGCAGCGGGGCGCAUCGGACGCAUUCACCCUUCUUGUCAUCGAUGCGCCCGUGCCCACGGUCAACAAGCCGCUCACAUCACAGCUGCCCCAGGCCAGCUCGCUGGGCGGCAGCCACAUGCUGCCCGGCGACAAGCUCUUCAUCCCCCUCGGCUGGUCCUUUAGCGUCGGCUUCCAGGGCGACACCUUCACCCUGCCCGACGGCAGCAACGUCUACCUGUCUGCCUCGCUCGCCGGCGGGCAGCCGCUGCCGGACUGGCUCAUCUGGAGCAGCGACUCGUACACGAUGUAUGGCGUCGCACCCGACCAGGUCGGCCCCGAGGGCUCCGAGUUUGACUUUGUCCUCACUGGCUCCAACCGCGCUGGCUUUGGCGGCCCCACGACGGCGCUCACCAUCGUCGUCGCCACCAACCAAACGCAGGCGCAAUCGCAGACGCUGACGCUGGCUCAGCCGCUGCAGAGCGUGAAUGCCUCGGUGGGCGAGCCCGUCAGCUACACGAUCCCCACGACGGGCCUCAACGUCAGCGGCCAGCAGGCACCCCAGGACGGCAGCGAUGCCAUCACCGUGUCGGCCAACGUCAGCGACGUCGCCUGGCUGCGCUUCGACGGUAACUCGCACACCCUCGAGGGCACGCCGCCGUACGACCAGUACAAGGAUGCCAACUCGACGCAGGCCAUCGUCGUGCCCCUCGUCUUUUCGGGCCAGAACGGCAGCCAGUCGCUCCCGGCCAACAUCACCGUCAAUGUGGCGCCGUUUCCCUUUGUGGCCCAGCAGCUGCCCAACAUCUUUGUCGACCCGGGCAAGGCCAUCAACCAGUCGCUGGCUGCCUAUGUCCGUCCUGACAUCCAGCAGUCGUCGUCGUCCCUCAGGAUCCUCGCCGUGGCUGGUGGGGCAGCACCAGCGCUGAGCGUGAGCUUCGAUCCAGCGAGCGCCUCGUCGUCGCUCCAGUUCGACCCCAAGACGCUGCUGCUCACGGGCUCGCUGCCCAAGGACGUCGAGCGCGUCAAGGUCAACCUCCAGUCGACAUCGUCGCAGGGCCAGUCCUCGGCCGCGUCCUUCUACCUCGCCCAGAAGGGCGACAACCCACCCACGACCAAGUCCUCCAACGCGUCUGAUGCUGGUGACGGCAAUGGUGGUAUGAGCCCGCGCGCUCGCAUCGCCCUCACGGCGAGCCUGAGUGCCUUUGGCGGCCUCUGCGCGCUCGUUCUUCUCCUCAUGUGCUGCCGCAGACACGUGGCCAAGGAGGACCACGACACCCAGGGCAACAUCCUCCCCUAUGCGGGCGAGCGGACCGUGGGCGGGCGGCGCAGCGGCGGCGGCGGCGAUGACGACGACGAGCGCACGCUCACCGACCGCGGGUCGGCCAGGUGGAAGCGCGCGAUUGUCGUCUCGGCCAAGAAGAAGGACGUCGAGGCGACGCCGACGACGCUUGCCGACGCGAGCCCGUACAUGAUGCACGACGAGAAGCUCAGCGAGGGCCAUCAGCCGGCGGCGCAGGAGGUGGCGGACCAGCCGACGCAGAACAGGCUCGUGGCCGGCCUCUUUGGCGGUGGCAACAAGAAGCAAGGCGCAGCAGCAGCACGAGCUGCAGGAGCCGCAGGAGCAGGAGCAGCAGUAGGAGCAGCAGCGACCGCAGGCCUGGGCUUGGGCCUCGACCCCAGCGACGACCCCUACGCCCAGUCGGCCGGCCGCGUGCGGCACUCGCGCAGCCGCCAGUCGGUGCGGAGCAGCUGGGAGCAGAGCCUCUUCUACGAUGACGCAGAGGACGAGCAGCAGCAGCAGCAGCAGCAGCGCGACGAGCGCAACAGCGUGGCCAGCUCCCAGAGCUUCAAGAGCACUCGCAACGGCACCGGCGCUGGCGGCGGCGGCGGCGGCGGCUUUCUCACGGUGACGGGCCAUGACCAGGGGCAGGCAGAGGUGGAGGAGGUGCCACGGAGACGGCCACGGGGUGGCCAGCCGUCGAUUCUCCAGUUCCGCCACCGCAACACGCAUAUCAACGAGAGCCCUGCCUUCCAUGCGCCGGGCGUCUUUACGCCUGCGACGGACACCAAUGGCAGCCAUGCCGGCCACGGAGCCGAGGACGACGCCGAUGCCAGCGAGGACUUCCACGACAGCCGGACGGGCCUCAGCAAUGCCGGCCACGAGGACGCCCAGAUCCUCGAGGCGCGCGUCAUGCAGGUCCGCCGCCACUCGCCGAUGCAGAUGCACGCCAACGACGCAAGCAACCUCACGCGCACCACCAGCCGGACAGCGGACCCGAUGAAUGUCAAUGGCGCAUUCGACGACGCCGACGACGAGAUCGUUGGCACGUCGGCUCAGCAGGCAAACAACAACCGGAGCAGCACCAUGAGCAACCAGUCGCAGCUUCGCGCCAUGCAGCCCCACGUCAUCUACCCGCAAGAGAGCCCCAACCCGUCCUUUAUGGACGGCGCCUCUGUCUCUGGCUUUGAUCCACGCGACUCGAUGAAGCCCGUCGGCAGGCCAAAGACGCCGCCCGCGCCUGCCGCUGCUGCUGCUGGUGCCUCUUCUUCAUCGGGGAGAAGGCAGCAGCAGCACCAGCGCGGCAAGCCCUCGGCCGGUGGCUCGUCGUCGUCGAGCGCUUCUUCAAGACACCUUCCGUGCCCCGACCACGAGGCCGUGCCGGGCCAGCACCUCCGAUUCCACAUCUACCCUGCGCAGCCUCCACCCAUGGCAGGCCCACCUGGCUCGCCGGGCAAGCGAUCAGGCGAGGUCGUCCGGUACGGCCUCGUGGUCGACGACCCCCAGCUGCCCCACCUCUCGCUCCAGUGGCCCGACAUGAUGGCCGACUGGCUCACAUUUGACCCGUCUACAUUCGAAGCAAGCGGCUGGGUGCCCCACGACUUUGCAAACAUGGGCCACAUUGUCAUUGCCUUGGUCUCGAGCCGCGCCAGACGGACAAGCACCACCGCCGCUGGUGGUAGCAGCAGCCAGGCGGGCCACGCGAGACGGACGAGCACGGACAGCAACGCGACUGUCGUCAACGAGGACGAGGUCAGCGUGUGCGCCAAGGCCAGGCUCGUCUUUGCGGGGCCCAACCAGGCUGCACCUCCGCACGCCUUCUAAAAGACAACACUCGCUCUCUCUCUUUUCUGAAGAACACACACUCUCUUUCUUCUGUUGAGAUAAGACUCCGGACACUAUAGCCUCACAACAGUACUACUACCACGUUCUCUUUGUCUCUCUCUCCUGCUGUAUCUCUAGUCUUUUCUCUCGCUGUUUUCCUUUCCCGCGUAAUCGCAGCAUCUCAAAUCCCGUCUUCCCGCCCACCGGUGUCUUGAACGGUCUUGGGAAUUCCAAGCGAAUCUCACGGGGCCCCUUCUCUUCUGCUCGACUGGAUGGUGCGAUCCAACGGUGGAGAAUUUUAAGCCUUCUUUUGGCUACAACACACGUAC